UCAAUGACUUAAUGCUAAUUAAAACAUAUAACAGCAACACCCACUGUUGCUGUGCAGUCCCAGAAGAUAGUCAGCCAUGCCUGCCUUUGACAUCUACAGUAAAUGAAGCACAUAGGCAAUAUGCGUGCUUUAGUGGAAAGAAGCUAGAAGAAUUCUUUCUCUUGAUCAGACAUCCAGAGACGUCCAAGUUUAUGACGUGGAGUUGGAAACUCAUACACAAAACAAGCAAUUAAUCACAUUCAUGGGAGGAGGAGAAUUCAUAUGUAUUUUCUACUUCCUUGACUGAGUUAUUGCUUAAUUCCGAUCCAAGUGACCUAAUGAAGGGAAGGAGAGUGAGGUGGGCAGCAGCAAGUCACAGAUACUCCUGGCUCAUGUGCAACUAGGGCAAGGGGCUGACUUUGAGGAAACAUUCCAUACAGAGGGAAAAGACCACCUAUGAUUUGUGUUCAUUAGCAAACUAAUUUAAAACAUACAAAGCCUUUCUCCACUUGCAAAGCUUGAAAGAAGGUCCUGAGAGCACUGUCAAGCCAUGAUCCACCCCCAACAAAAUCAUUUCCCACCUUAAUACACUUGGGACACUGAGCUGCUCCAACAGUUGGAGACUUCCCAGAAGGACCAGUACCACCCUGCAUGAGCAUUUCCAGAGGUUAUUGGCAUCCUUCACAGAGAAGAUAGGAUGGCUUCCAGGCUGGAAGACCAUCAGCUACUUCUUCCACUCUCUCCACAGCCCAUGCUGCUCUCCCAUACAGGUCCAUAAAGGUGGACUGCUCACUUGAACCUUUAUUAUUUACCUUUGGGCAUAAUCUUGGUUCAUGGCACCUGACACAGGCAACAUAGUGCAUGUUGAUGGCAUAGUUUAGAAAUGUGAAUGUCACAGGAAGAAUACUGAUUUAUAAUAAAAAGUCAGAGGAGCAGGAAGAGGGAAUUGUUAACUGACUAUCUUCCAGUACUUUCCAAAGAUGGGAGGAGCUCAAUUAUACCCAGCAGCCUCACUUAACAUAAUCAUAUUUGCUGGCUGUUUGCCUUUGAAGUACCUCUCCUGCAGUAUGUCUUGACAGUCUAUUCUGCUACAUCAAAAAGGGAAAGUUUUACUACCUGUGCUUUUGGAGGGCUCAUUAAAAACACGCCAAGUAAAGAGAUGGAGCAGAAAAUUGUUAGCAAAUUCUCUGGGGCUUUCUGUUUUGUUUUUUUUUGUUGUUGUUGUUGUUUUUCUUCUCAAAUCACAGAGAAGCCCGUGCACUUUAUGGACCCCGUUACAGAGAUGCUGAUCACAUGGACCGCUGUUAAUUCAUCACAGCUUUGCUAGGCUACUUGUCUUCAUUUGCCAUGAACGCAAACAAAUUCUACAGACACACCAUAUCAAAUCUGUUCUCCUGAAAAGACACAUUCACUGGUGAAACAAAGAGAAACGUAAUGGGAAUUAAUAAACUUACAUUUACUGCACUAAUUAGCAUCUCCUAGAGGGCUUGAUUAUGUGUUUACACCAGUUAGAUACAGCUCAGUAUGAGAAAAUACCCACAUUUCAUACAUCAAAAGACAUUUCUUUCAUAUUUCCUCUUCCAUGCUCAUAGUAGUGAAAUGUGAAGACAGGAGCAUGAAGGAAGGUAGAAUAAUUCAUUACCUUGUCUCCCACUGAUUUGUACAUUCAACUUUUUUUUUGUUUGUUUUGAACAAACACGGAGUCAUAAAUUAGCUUGUAGCAAAAUAGAAUUAAUUGAAUGUCUUAGCAGGAUCAUCAAACCAAGGUUUAAAGUCAGUUUAUCUGCCUGGGAUAUUGCUAAUGUAGUUUCAGCUCAUUAGGGCGAGAGCUGUAGAUGGGACACACAGAUCAACUCAAGUUUUCACUGUUUAGGGACAAAAACCUCUCAGAUAUGUUCUGCAGGAACACAAACACAUGCAUAGAUGUAGACAUAUUUACAUUCAGAGAGAAAAAGUGUGAGCCACAAAACAACUCCCUUCAAGAUUAUGGUUUUGUGUUGUUCUGGUUUUAACAGGAAUAGAGUUAAUUUUCUUCAUAGUGGUUUAUAUGAUGCUGUGUUUUGGAUUUAGGAGAAAACAGUGUUGACAGCACACCACUGUUUUAGUUGUUGCUGAGCAGUCUUAACGUUAAGACAAGGAUUUUUCAGCCUUUCAUGCUCACCUGCCAGUGAGGAGGCUGAGGGUGAGCAACAAGCUGGGAGGAAACAGAACCACAACAGCUGAUCUAAACUGGUGAAGGAGAUAUUUCAUACCGUACAACAAGAUGCAGACAAAAAACAUGGAGGAUUUGGCAAGGCAGGGAGGAGAAGUCAGUGCUGUUAGGGGAAUUGACAGGGGAUUGGUUGGCAGGUGGAGAGCAAUUGCAUUGUGCAUCACUUUUCUUGUAUAUAUAAGGUACUUAUACCAUAUGCAUAACAUAUAUAUACAUACAUAUGUUAUUAGUGCUAUUUUGCCUAUAGUUUCUGUCUUAUUACAUGUAUUUAUAUCAACACCUGAGUUUUCCCUUUUUCCAAUUCUUUCACUGAUCCUAGAGAGUGAAAGGCUGCAUGGUGCCUAACUCUUGCUGGGUUAAAACACUGUGCCCAAGGGGCGGCCUUUUCCUCUGGCUAGCAAAAUGGCACAGGGGAGCUCUCCCCAGGUCUUCUGCAUCCUUCUCCUUCUUCCACAUGAGGGAAUCAGGCCACAGAUCACAACCAUCCCAUGCCCUACACAGCCAGGGUUGGACACUGCAGCAGCCUGCAGACGUCAUAGUGGCCACCGCUGCCCCACCCUUUGCACCGCACCCCACAAGUCCGGGGCUGGCCAGCUGGCCCACCGCUUGCCAAGCUCAGGCCUACUGGUGCCACGCGUGCUUGGACGGGAGAGGAGCCAGAGCAGGAAGGCAGGCGGCUGCCCACCCGGGUCUGCGGCGAGAGAGAGGCAGUGCCAGGAAGCACAGAGGAGGACGCCACCUGGCACGCAGACCAAGUGCAACGGGCGCACGAGAGGCACUGCUGCGCGAGAGCCACAGCCAUCGCUUUUGUGUCCAGUGGCGUGCAGCCCACCGACUAGUCUCCAGGAAGGAACGAGAUGACGCACAGCUGUCCUUACAUACCAGAUUUGAGGCUUUGGAACUCGAGGGACAAGUAAGUGAGGAAGCAGUGGAAGGUACACCCAGGACAUUGCCUAGGGCAAAACAGUCGACUCGACCCCUCAAGACUGCCUCCAUCAAGAAGGAAAGAAGGGGAGACUUCAGUUGGAACCAGCUAUGCUGGGAGUCACAGCAGCAUACGUUGACAGGAGGCAGUACCUCACACCUCAUAAAGAGGAGAAAAGAAGCUGCAGCAAUGAUGAGAAAUGGAACGAUGAAGCCUCUCAGAAAGAGUGAUAGGCUGUUUGAGUCACGUCUUUACAACAACCCUAAUGGAGCAACCUGUCAGACUGUUUACAUGCCUAAAGAUACAGACAACAGAAUGAUACAAACAGCCAUCUCCAAAAGCACCCAUAUUCAGAUCCUCUCAAACUGGGCACUCAGCCAUUUUUGAUAAUGCACCUUUGAAUGGUUUGCUGAGCAAACUUAUGUCAGGAACUUCAGGAUGAGAGAGACAUUCAUCAUUCAUUAAAACUUUAGUCACGGGCUGUAGAUAAAGCACUUCUUCAUUUACCGGCAACACCCUAGGGGGUGUUACUGCUGACUUUACCUUUUCCAGGAGUAAAGUUGCCCUAGACGUCUUCCAGCUUGUCAUCAUUUUUGUGCAGCGCUCUGGCCCUGACCAUUGACAAAGACUGUUAGUCUGGUGGGUCUACCACAUCAUCAGUAUGGGGUCAAGCAAUCCACCUGCACUCUCAAAUGAUAGGAUCUAGCUCCUUGCAUAGAUAGAAGAAAAUUGUCCCAGGCUUGAUCUUACUUAGGUGAAAGCAGUGUCUGUUUGUGGGUUAAAACACAUAACACAUGUAGCUAGCUGGUACCCAAGUGGCUGCACUGGACAUGCAGGCCUGACUUUCUCUACAUUACCUUGCUGACUGUCAGCAGAAUUGCAUUGUUUGUGUGGCCAGAUAUCCUUUUUUUGCACCUUGGAUUGUCCAGAGAUUCUGACUUCUCCUGCAGUAGGUGGGACUUCAGUCACUUCAGAGUCUCCCAGAUUUCUGCAUAAAAUUUCAGAGAUUUCCAAAUACAGUAACCCAGGCUUGAAAGCAUCUCUAUGCUUAAGCCUGUGCCAUGCUGAAGUACUGUGAGCACCUGGACACCUUCACAUGCACACAAACAUGUUUGCUCUCGCAUCUGCUUGGCCGCCUACUCUACCCUGCGGCCAACCAUAUUCCCAUCCCAACAUACUUUCCUGUUUGCUAGAGACAAUGCAGCAUCAUCUUAAAAAAGAUAUAACCCAACUGGGAAUGGAGAAGGCAAAUAGCUGGCAGCACCACUGCCUUCCUCUAAUGGUCCCAGCUUUCAGUUGUCUUCUCCCUUGCCAGCCAUCUGUCCUUCAGUAAGUCGGGCUGGCUACUGACCAUCUGAUAUGGAGAAGAUGUCUGGCACUUCAUGCUCUAAAUAGACACUCUGAUGUAGCCUCUUAUCCUUGCCAAAUGCACCAGCACUAGGCUAGAUAAGGGAGAGCCAGGGCUGAAUUGUGUAUACGACUGCAUUACCUAGAACUAAUAUAAAUAUUUGUCCAUAUAUUCAACAAACGUAGAGCCUAGCACCACUAGCUCUAAUGAACCAGUGCCAUUUCACAUCAGUCCUCCUGAACAGGAGCAAGCUGUUCACAAUGUGUUUAAUUGCAGACACAAGAGAAUUUUACAAUUUUUUCAGGAAAGAUCUAUUUUCCUGUUAUCUUAAUCAGACUUUUUCCAGUCAAAAUUUUACUUCCACUUCAUGGAGGGCAACUUAAGAUUAAAAAGUCUUGUAAAAGUCAACGAUAAGGUAGAGUCAGGAUUGGUCUAAAAUCCAGCUCCUAAAAUAUAUUAUCAGACUCCAGAGUCUCCUGUCUUAUACUGACUUCUUACAUGCAUCUUCGUGUCUUCACACCAAUAUAUAUGUGUAGUUUCUCACUCUGUGGAUACAAGUGACAGCCUUCCUGUCACUCUCCUGUAGUAGACAUUUGCCUUUUUCCUACAUCCUUCUCUUCUACAAAGAAGGUCCCUCUGACCCAUGAUGUAUGGCAGUGCAUAGGUUCUGCAUACUUCUUUAGCAGCAAAUUUUUGUUGCUGCUUUGAACAAUGAGAAGAAUUAAAAACUCCUGGAAAUGUAUCUGCUUGAAGAAAAUAAACCUGUUUGUUUUCUUGCAGUAAAGUGUGCUCUAGUUAAUACAAAGAUUGUUUAUUUUUUGUAAGUUUACAUUCAUUGGCAGCUGAAUGUCACUCCAGCUCCACUGCUUCCCUGUCCCUCCCCUUCAUGUGAUCUGAAAGCAACUUUGGUUUGUUUCUCUAACUCACAGCAAAGCAGAGCUGCAAUAACAGCAAAUGGUCCUUGGAAAUCACAGUCACAUUAGGCUUCUGUUCAAAUAGCUUUUAGGGCUGUGAUAAUAGGAGGCAUUCCUAAUAACUGGUGACUCAGUAAGACCCUGCACAGAAGGCUUCCAAAUGACAGUACACAAUUUAGAGUUUAAUCUAGAAACAGUGGUGGUGAUGAGAUUCCAGCUGAGGACCUUCUGGUCUCAAGGCCGGUGCUGUACCAAAUAGUCUAAAGCAACUAUUUAGCAGACCAGGAAGGAGAUGAAUCCCUUCACUUCCCCUGAACUUCACAACUUUCAGGGCAGUGUUUGACCCCUGAAGCAGCAAGAGCCUUGACUCUCGAGACUCACCACCUUGAACCACAGCACGUUAAACUGCUGAUACGUGAAGAGUGGCCAGUCACACAGAACUAAUAAAAAAGUUAGCUCCUGAGCACUGAAUUUCAGCACGCUUCAGUUCACAGGCCACCCAUACUGUGCUUUUGGACUGUCCUUGGUCUGCUAUAAACCUAGACUGGAUGGAGAACAAAGAGUUUGCUCCUUACUCUGUUACCCUCUCAGCACACUGCUGAUGUUGAAUUGCAGUGUC
Numida meleagris (helmeted guineafowl) is the source of this 5997-nucleotide messenger RNA. RefSeq lists its product as uncharacterized. The record is from RefSeq and is a predicted model, not a curated record. NCBI's taxonomy places the organism in Eukaryota, Metazoa, Chordata, Aves, Galliformes, Numididae. Bases 2526 to 3503 code for a protein of 325 amino acids. The transcript is spliced from 3 exons.